Molecule: messenger RNA, 1383 nt
Organism: Cercospora beticola
Lineage: Eukaryota; Fungi; Ascomycota; Dothideomycetes; Mycosphaerellales; Mycosphaerellaceae
Biological process (GO): lipid catabolic process
Molecular function (GO): triacylglycerol lipase activity
Source: RefSeq, a predicted model, not a curated record
AUGAAGCUCAACAGUAUAGCUAUCACAGCAUCACUUGCUGCUACCAGUGCGGCAUGGUACACGAAUCCUAUCACUAAACUCCUACGGGAGUCUUCACCUGCUGUCGAUAUUCUGCCGCCGAAGCAAGAUCCUUGGUACACAGCGCCAGCCAAUUUUGAGCAAGCAGCGCCUGGAGCAAUUCUCAGAGUCAGGUUGGCACCUGGCAAUAUCACGGAGGUGCAGGGCAACUCCAGUGCGGCGUACAACAUACUCUACCGGACGACAGACUCGCAGUAUCAGCCGACUUGGGCAGUGACGACUCUCUUCGUGCCCAACACUACAAUUCUGUUCGGCAACGAUAGAUUGUUGUCGUACCAAAUCCCAUACGAUUCCGCCGAUCUCGACGCCAGUCCAUCUUACGCCUUGUACGGCGCUGGUCUUCCCGAUAUUGGAGAAGCACUCGGCAAAGGGUGGUACGUGAAUGUUCCAGACUACGAGGGACCUUUGGCUAGUUUCACUGCUGGUAUCAUUUCUGGCCAUGCGACACUCGACUCUGUCCGAGCAGUACUGAACUCUGGAUUCGGUCUCAGAAAUGGCACGAGAUACGCAAUGUGGGGAUACAGCGGAGGCGCGUUGGCAAGUGAAUGGGCUGCAGAGCUACAAGUGCAGUACGCACACGAUCUCGACUUUGCAGGUGUCGCCCUGGGAGGUCUUACACCCAACGUCACAAGUGUCCUGCUCGCUGGCACUGGCAGCGUGUUCGCUGGUCUCAUUCCUGCCGGUAUCCUAGGACUCGCGAGCCAAUAUCCCGAACUCGAGCAAUUCCUCUUGGACAAUCUGAAAGAAGAAGGCGAAUAUAAUGCUACUGGUUUCUUGAUGGCCAGGAACCAAACACUCAUAGAAGCCAUCGGGGCGUUUAAUGGCCAAGACAUCACAAACUACUUCGAAGGAGGACUGGACACGCUCUUUGCACCGAUCUCGCAGCGUGUCAUCAAUCGCGACGGUAUCAUGGGCUACCAUGGUGUGCCUCAGAUGCCAGUGUAUGCGUACAAGGCAAUUCAAGAUGAAAUCUCGCCUGUCAAUGAUACAGACGCGUUGAUUGAGAGAUUCUGCGGUAUUGGAGCGACGAUCAGGUAUGAUCGCAACACUGUUGGCAAUCAUGGAGGAGAGGCGACCAACAACCAGCCUCAGGCUGUGGAGUUUCUGGACAGUGUGCUUGGAGGCACGUACAACGCGACUGGAUGUCAGAUUCAGAACGUUACUGUUGGCUCGUAGAGUGGUCCAUGGAGAACAGCACAGCCAGCUGUUUCUCUUUUCGUUCCUGGGGCGGCAGCAUCGCAGGCAGAGCGUUGGCAGAAGGAACAUGAUAACGAAUAGAUGAAAGUAAUGUGAACACCAUCCCGA